AUGUCCGCGCUGUUCAACACUGCCAUGGCUGUUGAGAGCUCUGAGCUCAGACUCGACACACUCGCGACAAAAGUCGUCUCAGACGACAUGAUGGCCCUCCUGUUCGAAAAGCGACCCGCCAGGAAGAGCUUGCUAGCCGCCCUCCACGUUGCGCUGAGCCUCGUCGAAGAACACAUACGCCUCCGACGUACAAAAGUGCUCAUGGCCAGCGGGCCCAGCGGUGAAGCUGUCGACCGAAGCCUCAUUCACGUCAUCCGGAGCUGCCUCAUCAAUAGAGAGUUGGUUGAUACUCUUCUAUUCGGUGCCUCGGUCUAUUAUCGCCAGGGAGAGGUGUUCACUCAUGUGAUCAGCUCCCUAGAUAUGGAUGUGCUGCUUCGACUGCUACAAGCCAAGAGCCCCGGUCAAGCGGCAUUCACCACCGCAUGGCAAGCUAUCUGGGUUCAGGCCUUCCUCAAGGUCUGCCAAGAGGAUCAGCUAGACCUGGGCCUCAUCUCUACACUUCUCGAAGCCGGGGCUCCUGUGGAGCAUUCAGCAGGUACAUGCUUCCUCCAUGCAGCAUCGACGUUCCAGCUACCUCUCCUGAAGAUGCUCGGCAGUAAAGUCGUUGAUGAGACGCUUUUCUCGUCUGCCUUCUCUUCUGCUGUAGAUAGGAGCGAAGAGGAGGGGACCGAGCCACACCACAUUCCGACCCUCCAGUAUCUUCUUCGCAACGGGGCUAAAAGCAGAGUGGUCUUUGAGACUGUUCAUGCCGCUGCUGCCCCCUGUAAGCUCCCAGCGUUACAGAUGCUGGCUGAAACUACUGGGGUUGACGAGACGCUCUUCACCUUCGUUUUUGACCAAGUAAUUCGACGGGAAGACGUUUGGCACACUACAGAUCACGUCCGGGUAGUAGAGCUGCUGCCUGAACACGGUGCGACCGGCGAGCCUGUGGCUGCAUUGCUUUUGAUGGCCUCGACGGCCACAUUGAAAGACGAUGCUCCCAGUUUGCCGGUUGACGUCCUACUUGGAGGGAAACGCGAACGUCAACUACAGGGGCGGCGCAGUCGUCCAGAUGGCGGCGGCGUAUGA
Molecule: messenger RNA, 1068 nt
Organism: Colletotrichum higginsianum IMI 349063
Lineage: Eukaryota; Fungi; Ascomycota; Sordariomycetes; Glomerellales; Glomerellaceae
Exons: 3
Coding region: 1-1068 (355 amino acids)
Source: RefSeq, a predicted model, not a curated record